This is a messenger RNA of Suillus clintonianus, 1027 nucleotides long. RefSeq lists its product as uncharacterized. Bases 139 to 855 code for a protein of 238 amino acids. Gene Ontology annotation, molecular function: protein phosphatase inhibitor activity. The transcript is spliced from 5 exons. NCBI's taxonomy places the organism in Eukaryota, Fungi, Basidiomycota, Agaricomycetes, Boletales, Suillaceae. Gene Ontology annotation, biological process: regulation of signal transduction. The record is from RefSeq and is a predicted model, not a curated record.
GGCCAGGAAAGGUAUAACAUGCCUGAUAUGGUAUGCUCCUCAAAGAAGGGGAAGUUGAACAUGACUUGCAUCUGGCUCUGGUCCAUCACCUGCAGCCGCAUCUUAACUAAGUACUGACAGCAACGACAAAGAGUCAUCAUGUCUUCCGUUGAGAUCAUCCAGGACCCGGCUCAACCAUCUCGCUUGCCACGAUCGGCCUCCAAUCCCAAGCCAAAGGGCAUCCUCAAGAACGCAGCGCCACAACAACCAGGUUCACAAACGCACAGCCUGCAAUGGGACGAGGAGAAUCUUGCGUUGACUGAGAUCCAGAAAGACAGUCUUAUGAAGAUUACGGAACCCAAAACGCCAUACGUACGGUAUAACGCUGAAACUGAUCAAUUUGAGGGCGAUAUUCCAUCGCUUGACCUAGGCGGGCGCGUACCCUCGCCAAUCGAGUAUAUAUCGUCCUCUCCGCGAUCGGUAUCACCGACAGGCGCAGAUACAUCGGGGCCGUCUUCUCGCAGAACGUCUCUCAGCAGCGCGGGGCGUCCUUCAUCUAGAAGAUCAGCCAGUACUGCAUCUAGCAGGAGCACGAGCUUUAAUCUCCCGAGUGAGGCUAAAGCCGAGAUAAGAGCCAUACAAGGCAAUCCAGGUGAAGAAGUCGAAACGGAGGAGGAGAUGGAUGAGGAAGCUGCUGCUAAACACGCGGCUUUCGUACGAGCCAGAGGGCGGCACUAUUCUAACGAAGCAGAAGCGAUGAAGCGAGCGGCGAAGAUGAUGGAUGACGAAGAAGAAGAAGCAAGUGCUUCAGAGGCCUCAGUACUUGCGGACGGCACUGAGGAAAUCGCAGUCAACGGCGCUGUUCAUGGUAACUGAUACAACAUAUGCUCUCGUGGUUUCUGGAGGGAGUAGAUGGCGGGCAUGCUCAUGAACUUUGAAUUCUUUCACAGGUAUAUAUUGUAUUUUUACCAGAAUAUUAUCAUCCUUCGAGUUCAUUUGGUUGUACCCUACCACUCACUAUUCUGCGGAGAGGAAGUUAAGAACCGGU